AUGGCGAGGGUGAGGCCAUGUAGCCAAAUCACACUGCUGGGCAUCUUGCUGCUGGCUGCAGCUCUGCCUAGUUCCUCCUUGAGCAGUAGCAGUGAGACUGACCUCACUUCUCUGCUAGCUUUCAGAGCCCAGGUGUCUGAUCCUCUUGGAAUCCUUCGCAUGAACUGGACAGCCAGCACAUCCUUCUGCCACUGGAUAGGCAUCACUUGCAGCCCGCGUCGGCAGCGUGUCAUUUCUUUGGAGCUCCCCAACAUACCCCUGCAAGGCAUGAUCAAUCCAUAUCUUGGUAAUCUCUCUUUCUUGUUUUCCCUCAAUCUCGCAAACACAGAGCUGUCAGGCUCCAUUCCAGCUGAUCUUGGAAGGUUGACUCGUCUUAGAGUUCUUGAUCUCGGUCACAAUCGAUUGUCAGGUACUAUACCAUCUGCCAUAGGAAACCUUACUAGAAUCCAGGUUCUUGUUCUACACUACAACAGUAUCUCGGGGCAUAUCAUUCCAGAGCUCGAAAAUUUGCAUGACAUUAGGUACAUAAGUUUUGUAAAGAAUGACUUAAGUGGCUACAUACCUGAAAAUUUAUUCAACAGCACACCUUUGUUAAGCCACAUAAAUUUUGGAAACAAUAGCCUGUCAGGAACAAUACCAAAUUGUAUUGGUUCCUUGUCCAAGCUAGAGACCCUAGCAUUGCAAGUUAAUCAACUCACAGGCCCAGUGCCUCCAUCCAUAUUCAACAUGUCUAGGCUGCAGCAAAUGAUCCUGUACGGAAACUACAAGCUCACUGGACCUAUCCCUGAUAAUAUAAGCUUUAAUCUCCCGAUGUUGCCAGUGAUCGAUCUCCAUAGGAACAGCUUCAAAGGUCGACUCCCAUCUGGACUUGCAGCAUGUCAAUACCUCAAUAAAAUUAAUAUGAUUGCCAAUUUAUUUGCUGAUGUUUUGCCAACAUGGUUAGCUACACUACCACAGCUAACUGUCAUAGCCCUGGGCAACAAUCAAAUUUUUGGACCAAUCCCAGAUGUGCUCAGCAACCUCACCGGGCUUGUUGACCUAGAACUUGCGUUCUGUAAUCUAACUGGAGAGAUUCCACCGGGAUUGAUAGAAUUGAGGAAGCUUUCUAGAUUGCACCUUUCGCAUAAUCAUCUGACUGGCUCAUUUCCUAGUUUUAUUGGUAACCUAUCUGAACUAUCUUUUCUGGUCUUGAAAUCAAAUGCAUUGACAGGAUCUGUACCAACAACAGUUGGGAAUAGCAGAUCACUUAACAUUUUUAGCAUUGGGUGGAACUUCCUUCAUGGAGGACUUGAUUUUUUGCCUAUCCUUUCGAAUUGCAGGCAACUCCAAACCCUUGACAUUUCAGCUAGUUUUUUCACUGGUAAUCUUCCUGACUAUCUGGGAAACUUCUCUAGCCAGUUGUCAUUCUUCUUAGCAUUCGACAAUGAGUUAACUGGCAAUCUUCCUGCUAGUCUAUCAAAUCUAAGUGCUCUAAGCCUGUUGGACCUUUCAUACAACCAAAUAAGCAGCUUAAUCCCAGAGUCCAUCAUGACGUUGAAAAAUCUACGGAUGCUUGACUUCUCCAUGAAUAACAUGUCUGGUCAUGUACCAAAACAAAUUGCUACUCUCAGCAGCCUAGAACGAUUGUUUCUUCAUGACAACAAAUUUUCAGGUGUUUUACCAAAUAACCUUGGUAACCUCACUAGGAUGCAGUAUAUUGGGCUGUCUUAUAAUCAGUUCUCUUCAGGUGUGCCAUCCAGCAUUUUCUACCUUGACAAUCUCGUUUUACUUGAUCUGUCUCACAAUUCCAUAACUGGUGUGUUACCGUUACCUGAUGAUAUUAGCAGCUUGGCACAAAUUGAUCAAAUCGAUCUUUCUGCCAACCACUUGUUUGGCAAACUUCCCAAUUCACUUGGACAGCUUCAAAUGCUGACCUACUUGAAUCUAUCAAAUAACUUGUUUAGUGGCUCAAUUCCUGACUCCUUUAAGAAACUAUCAAGUAUAGCGACACUCGACCUAUCCUCCAACCAUCUGUCUGGUAACAUUCCGAAAUACUUUGCCAAUUUUACCUACCUAAUGAGCCUUAAUCUCUCCUUCAAUAAUCUACAAGGUCAGAUACCAGAGGGUGGUGUUUUCACAAACAUUACUCUGCAGUCUUUGAUGGGCAACUCUGGGCUGUGUGGUGCUUCUCGUUUAGGAUUUUCACCGUGUCCAGGAAAUUCUUACUCGGCUCAUUCACACAUCCUAAAGUUCAUACUCCCUGCAACUGCAACUGUGGCACUAUGUCUUAUAGCUAUUUGCUUGUACCUGUUGAUCAGAAAGAAAAAAUUAAAGCAGAGGGAGGUAAUGGGUUCUGCCAGGAUGGCUGAUGCUUUUGGCCAUGAUGUAAUCUCCUACCAUGAUAUUGUGCGUGCUACUGGUAAUUUCAGUGAGGAAAAUUUGGUGGGAUCUGGAAGCUUUGGUAAAGUUUACAAGGCCCAACUGGGUGACAACUUGGUUGUUGCAAUAAAAGUUCUGAAUAUGCAGCUUCAACAGGCUGUGAGGAGUUUCGAUGCUGAAUGCCAAGUAUUGCGCAUGGUUCGGCACCGCAACUUGAUACGAAUUAUUAACACCUGUUCCAACCUAGACUUUAGAGCACUGGUGCUUGAGUACAUGCCUAAUGGUAGCUUGCAGUCACACCUGCACAGUGAAGGCACGCCACACCUUGGAUUCCUUAAGAGAUUAGACAUUAUGCUAGAUGUGUCGAUGGCAAUGGAGUAUCUGCACCAUGAGCACUAUGAGGUAGUCCUGCAUUGUGACUUGAAGCCUAGCAAUGUGCUAUUUGACGAAGCAAUGACAGCACAUGUUGCAGACUUUGGCAUUGCAAAACUGCUCCAAGGUGAGGAGAGCUCCAUGAUUUCAGCAAGCGUGCCUGGAACAAUAGGAUACAUGGCACCAGAAUAUGGCUCCCUGGGUAAAGCCUCAAGGAAGAGUGAUGUAUUCAGCUUCGGUAUCAUGUUACUGGAAGUCUUCACCGGAAAGAUGCCAACUGAUUCAAUGUUCGCUGGAGAACGAAGCCUUCGGGAGUGGGUUCAUCGAGCAUUUCCAUCGAGGCUUCUUGAGCUCCUGGACACUGAACUCGUACAAGAUAUUGAAGAAAAUUGCGGCUUUAUCCGUAAUCAUGGUAACAAUCCCUCAGAGUCUGCUAGCAGUCUAAUUGACCUUGUCCCAAUAUUCGAGUUGGGUCUGCUGUGCUCAAGAGAUGCACCUGAUGAAAGGUUGACAAUGAAGGAUGUGGUUGUGAAGCUGAAGAGGAUGAAGAAGGACUAUGUUGAUUCUGCGGGGAGGAGGUAA
Messenger RNA from Miscanthus lutarioriparius, 3312 nucleotides. The record is from the annotation of a GenBank genome assembly. NCBI's taxonomy places the organism in Eukaryota, Viridiplantae, Streptophyta, Magnoliopsida, Poales, Poaceae.